CGCUACGAACACGCGCACUUGUUUCCGACCCUGCUGCUGUUGCAGUUGCCGAUUUUAUCGCAUUUUCUGGUGUUUUCGCUACAAUAUUGUGCGCAGUGCGGAGAAGCGGACGGCCUCGACCACCUUCCCCCGAAGGAAGAGCGAAGGAGAGGAAGAAGAAGAAGAAGAAGAGAAGGAAGCGGAGCCGGUGUGCAGGCUGUCCUUUCUCCGGAGAGUCCACAGGAGGCGCUCCUCUCUGUCCAUCCCCGCUGGUGUCUAGAAUUGAGGCAGCAACAUGGGCAUCGAGUCUCAGGAGGCCACACCCACCAGCCACAGCCUGAGCCCUGCGCAGGUGCAGAUGUUCCAGAGGGCCGAGCCCAAAACUCUAGGGGCCAUCCAGAUCAUCAUUGCUGUACUGACCUUGUGCUUGAGUGUGACGCUGCUUCAACAGCAAAUACACUUUUCUGCAGACAUCAAAGUGCUCUGCGUGGUCUUUGGACAGCUCAUCCUCUCCGGAGCAGCAUUUGUCCACGCCGGCAGGAGCCCAUCUGUCUUCUGGGUGAAGGCCACUCUGGUGCUGCAUCUGGUGAGCGCUGCCUUUACCACAGCGGCCAUCGGGCUUCUGUCCAAACACCUGCCCUAUCGGCAAGACGCAUACCACUGUGAGCACUGCCUCAGGCUGGAGCACUACUCUGUGAUGCUCAUCGACGGAAUCCUCGGCACUCUUAUUCUGUUCCUGGUGCUCGAGCUGCUCAUCUGCAUCACAGCGCUGCUCUACGGGCUCAGUGCUCUGGCCAACGGAUCUUUCCCGCUUGUUGUCGGCAGCCUCGUGGUGUCCAGACCUCAAUCGCAGUCCACCGUGGUCCGUCCAGAGCCCCCUGCACAGCAGCCCCAGGUGAUCAUCUCCAGCCCAGAGAGGGAACUAAUGCCAGAACUGGCCACGCCAGUGGAUGAGCCCCAGGUAGCGCCUGCCGACAUGGAGGCGCAGCCAUAAGGAGGGGGGGUCCUCAGCCACGGCUCAGCUCCUCCGGGUGAUGGAUGAUGCCCAUUACCGGUACCGGUAGUUUGCUGAUAAAUCCAAAAGUGGAUCAUGAAUGUGUUUGAGGAACAUGACAUUAUAUUAAAUUAAGUCUGAUCAGAUUCUGUCUUGCUGGAAUCAGUGCUGAGGCUGAAACUAGAUAUGAUCAUGUGCAGUGUGUCAUCUUCAGACGUACAGUAAACGCACCUCACCAUACAUGUCAACAUCAUUUUUUUGCAUGUCAUUUUGUCACUGUUUCCUGAUUGGUUAAUAAUCUUUCCAAAUUGCCUGCCAUUUAAUCAAUUUAAUUUAGGGACAAGCAAGGGAUUUUUUUUCUCCACUGAGGAAUAUGGUGUCACGACACAAAAUAGCCGUAAUUAAAUUAAACAGUGGGCUUUAACUAGCUUGAAAUGGUAAAAUCACGUCUGAGUUUUUACAUGUUUCAUCAUGGACAAGUGUGAUGCUCUGAAGUGCAUGGAAUGUACAUUCUGGUGAUAAUAGUGCUGAAUGUUGUCUGUACUUUCAUCCUACUUGCACUGCGUGACUGUGGUGCCCUCAGCCUUGGCGCCCACUGCUGUAACGUCGCCAUAACUGCUUGUGUGCUGUGAUCAUGUGGAAUGUCCUUCUAGAAGAGCGUAACAAACAAGUAAGAAGUACAUUGUUGUUCGAGCAAGUUGUCGGUGUGCUUGUGUUAUUUAUAGAAGAGUGUUACACUUUCUGAUUAAUUGGAUAAUAAAUAAGACAAAUACCUGAGAUUUAGAUAGUGCUUG
This is a messenger RNA of Scleropages formosus (Asian bonytongue), 1767 nucleotides long. RefSeq lists its product as uncharacterized. NCBI's taxonomy places the organism in Eukaryota, Metazoa, Chordata, Actinopteri, Osteoglossiformes, Osteoglossidae. Bases 275 to 973 code for a protein of 232 amino acids. Gene Ontology annotation, cellular component: membrane. The transcript has 9 exons. The record is from RefSeq and is a predicted model, not a curated record.